CGCGCGCAAGUGUGUGUGGCUCUUUCGGCGCGGUCGUGGCGGUGCGGUGGCUGGUGUGUGCUAGUGCGGACCGCGCAGUGGGUAUCAGUGGACAUCGGCGGCCGGAGUGCGUCAGUCAGUUGGCAAAUUUUGCAGUUCCCCUUGCCUUCACGCGUGCAUGACUGUACGGCGGCGAGCCGAUAGUAAGCGAUAGCGCGAGUGAAUUCGCUGUAGUCGACGAGGGUGCGGUGGUGGUGUUAGUGGCCGCAGUGGUGCUGCUCCUUUUCGUCAGCGGUCGAGCCUGCUGAUCGCGCGCUGCUGGUCCAUGUGCUCUGCUGACUAAAAUGCUCAUCAAGGAAUACCGAGUCACUCUGCCCCUCACAGUGGAAGAGUAUCAAGUAGCUCAAUUAUAUUCUGUAGCAGAGGCUAGUAAGAAUAAUACAGGCGGUGGAGAAGGCAUUGAAGUGUUAAAAAAUGAGCCAUUCACUGAUUAUCCGCUACUUGGUGGAAAGUACUCGUCAGGUCAAUAUACAUAUAAGAUUUAUCACUUAGCUAGUAAAGUGCCUCCUUUCAUUCGCAUUUUACUGCCAAAAAAUUCGCUGGAAAUCCAUGAAGAAGCUUGGAACGCUUAUCCUUAUUGUAAAACAGUCAUAACUAAUCCAGGUUAUAUGAAAGACAAUUUCGUUAUCAUGAUAGAAUCCUUUCAUAUUGGCGAUGUUGGCAAUCAGCAUAAUGUUCACGAAUUGCCACCUGAUAAGCUCAAAAUAAGAGACGUAGUGCACAUAGAUAUUGCAAAUGAUCCGGUUGCCAAUGCCGAUUACAAAGAGGACGAGGAUCCGACUAAAUUCAAGUCCCAGAAGACGGGACGGGGUCCUCUCGUAGGGAAGGAGUGGAAGAAUAAUGUACAGCCUGUGAUGACGUGCUACAAGCUAGUCACUUGUGAAUUCAAAUGGUUUGGCCUGCAAACCCGCGUCGAAGGGUUCAUACAAAAGGCGGAGCGGCGCUUGUUCACUAAUUUCCAUAGACAAGUGUUCUGCUGGAUAGAUCGUUGGUAUGGCUUAACCAUGGAGGAUAUUAGAGCAAUCGAAGACAAUACGAAAGAAGAAUUAGACAGGCAAAGACAUCAAGGAGAAGUACGGGGUAUGCGCGCUGACGAGUGAGGCUUCGAUAGCUUCUAUUAUGAACGGUUAAAUCAAUUUCCUUAUACAUGUCAACACAAAUACAUACGCAUACCUACAGAUGUACACCCUGUUACGCUCUGUCAUAGACGAUUCCACAGGAUUCGGACGAUUUCCAGAGUUUACGUGUCUAGAUUCAUGUCUAUUACAAUUACUUACAAUUUUAAUUUAUUUUACAAGCGUUUUAGAUAAAUGUAUCUACAGUCAAAGAUUAUAAUUAUAAUGUAGCUAUUAUAAAUGAAAAGGAGAAAUGUGUGGAAAGAAUCGGAGUCACAUCUGAUUCUUGUUUAAUGCAUAAUUAUAAAGAAAGAAAAUUUCUGGUUUCGUGAAAACCGAUUAUAGAUAAAGAGUUACGAUUACUUAACAGCAGUUCGUAGUUCGAUAAUAAUAGGUAUUGGAGUUCAUUAAUGAACGAAAAAAAUGUUUACUGCAAAAUACACAAAAAAAAAAAACAGGAAAAAUAUGUGAUUAACACUGCAACUUUGAUCGUAGUUGAAUAGUUAAAAAAAUCCACAGUUUAAUAUAUUAAUGUACAAUUGAAAAUCUAAAUGUUACAUAUUAAUGAUCCGUGUUGGAACUAUCAUUUCAGUCGAAAGUGUGAUGUAAUUGAUCAUGUAUUUUCGGAUGAGGAUGUCGAGAAUAUUUCUUUACCUUGAGAAAGUGUACAUACAUACGAUUAGGAAGCUUAGCUGGAAAAAUGUUCUAAAAGAU
Linepithema humile (Argentine ant) is the source of this 1868-nucleotide messenger RNA. RefSeq names its product phosphatidylinositol transfer protein vib (gene vib). Gene Ontology annotation, cellular component: cytoplasm. The record is from RefSeq and is a predicted model, not a curated record. Gene Ontology annotation, molecular function: phosphatidylinositol binding; phosphatidylinositol transfer activity; phosphatidylcholine binding. NCBI's taxonomy places the organism in Eukaryota, Metazoa, Arthropoda, Insecta, Hymenoptera, Formicidae. Gene Ontology annotation, biological process: phospholipid transport.